UCUAGUGUCUCCUCCUAGUGGCAGCAGCUGUACCCACAGUCCUGUGUCCCUCAAUGAACUAAGUGAGAGAGAUUUUACAGGAAGGGAGAACUGGAAACGAGACGACAUGAACCCCGGCAAGACCUCCCGGGAAGCGGAUCCUUGUCAGAUAUACGUUGGGAACCUUCCAUGUGACACGACUGAGGAUGAAAUUUUGAUUUUUUUCAAAGACUACAAUCCAGUAAAUGUAAAACGGGUGCAGAAGAACCAGAAAUGCUUUGCCUUCAUCCAAUUGUCCAGUGUGGAGAAUGCAACCCAGGCCAUCGCCAAACUUCAUAAAUCUGUGCUGAGGAGCCGCACCCUGGUGUUGAGGCGAUUUUCUGUGCAAUACAAUGAGAAGCUGGAGCCUCAGAUGAAAGAAAGACGUGAUGACCAGAUAUUUGUCAGCAAUCUCCCUUUUGAUGUCUCGGAGGUGGAUCUCCAUGAAUUAUUUCAAGAUUUCAAUCCACUAAAAAUUAAAAUAUUAACCAAAGAAACCUACAGCUUUGCAUUCCUGACAAUGGCCAACAUAGAGGUGGCUCGGAUGGCAGUCCACAAAAUGCAUGGCUUCAUGUUCAGAGGUCAGCACAUGUCAUGCAAAGUCCACUUUGAUGCAAAGCAUCCUAGGAAAGAUUCCGGCAUCGCUGAGGAUCCUGCAGAUACACCGAUCAGUGUUGUGAAAUCCAAGCCAAGUGAGAACGAGACGCCCAUCUCCCCUGGAAAUGGGGAGAACAGAAUCUAUGUGGACAACCUACCAACAGAUGCCACUAAGGAAGACCUUUUAUUGCUGUUUAAAAGAUACAGACCGGUGUCUGUGCGCCGAGAACCUCACUUGGAAAUACGACUAGGCAUUGUGGAGGUGAAUACAUCUGAUGAUGUGAUGCGGGCAGUGAGUCACCUUAAUGGCACCAUGUUUAAAGGCUCUCGUCUGCGCCUAGCUUCAGUGACCAGUAGCAGAAGACUGUCUGAGAAUGCAACGAGUCCUCCUCCUGGGCCGGCCCUGGACGGCACACUAAACUACGAGGACUGUAAAGCAGUGAAAGAAAAUGUCGUGACUGCCAAGAACCUGCUUUUAAUUCCUGUGGAGAUGAGGGGGUCUUUCCUGGCCGCCAUGCUUAAAGGAUGUUUCCAGGACUUGAGCUGGCUUGCAGGCAUAAUGAAUACAAGAGGAGAAUUGAGUUUACUAGUGACCAACACUUACCUUUGCUCCCAGUACUUCUGGGCUGUGCCCGUCAGAGAGGAAACCUACAACACCCUAUCUGACAUCUGCACGAGGCUGGUGCAGGCAGAACCACAGCUGCCGUGUGUGACCAAGGAUGACGUGCGCAGAGGGACCCGAUGUCUGGCGCAGUGCGUCCUAGCGGAGGAGGACGGGACUUGGAGCAGAUGUUGGGUGGCUGACGUGGCUGGUGACGCUGCAGUCGUCUUCUUUCUGGACUAUGGUGUGACGGAUGUCAUCCCCAUCAACAGCCUGCGGACCCUGGAUGACGACCAGUACUGGAGCGCUCCUCCAAUGGCUCAGCCAUUUCUCUUACGGCAAGGGCCUGAGGUUUCAAGGUUAAUAGGAACUGUCUUAAGGGGCCGAACCAGUGGCUCUUGCUCCAGAGAGCAACACAUUCAGAAGUUCUGCACUUACCCGAAUGAAGACUGAACUUAAGAGGGAGUCUGCCCCUGGAUGCCUCGUUCUUUGUUACUGUGGCAUUACACGCAGCGAAUAGUCACCUUGUGCCCUGAGUAGUAGUUUAUCAGGAAGACGGAGGAGUCUUAAGGUGACUGACGUUUAGUUCUAGGUUAACUUUUUUUUAU
Molecule: messenger RNA, 1824 nt
Organism: Bufo bufo (common toad)
Lineage: Eukaryota; Metazoa; Chordata; Amphibia; Anura; Bufonidae
Gene: TDRD10
Product: tudor domain containing 10
Exons: 20
Coding region: 107-1669 (520 amino acids)
Cellular component (GO): cytoplasm; ribonucleoprotein complex; nucleus
Molecular function (GO): mRNA binding
Source: RefSeq, a predicted model, not a curated record